Messenger RNA from Conger conger (European conger), 3701 nucleotides. RefSeq names its product neurotrophic tyrosine kinase, receptor, type 1 (gene ntrk1). Gene Ontology annotation, molecular function: transmembrane receptor protein tyrosine kinase activity; ATP binding; neurotrophin binding. NCBI's taxonomy places the organism in Eukaryota, Metazoa, Chordata, Actinopteri, Anguilliformes, Congridae. Bases 407 to 2278 code for a protein of 623 amino acids. Gene Ontology annotation, biological process: positive regulation of kinase activity; cell surface receptor protein tyrosine kinase signaling pathway; regulation of phosphatidylinositol 3-kinase/protein kinase B signal transduction. The record is from RefSeq and is a predicted model, not a curated record. Gene Ontology annotation, cellular component: axon; signaling receptor complex; plasma membrane. The transcript is spliced from 17 exons.
UCCCCGUGCUGGCACCACAGGAGAGCGAGAACGUCACCGAGAUGUAAGUAAGAUCUACAUUGAAUAUCAACCAAACCUGGAAAACAUUACGGAGACAGAUCUCGGCAGCUAUAAAGAGCUGAAGAAUCUCACGAUCAUUAACUGUCGGCUUGUACACAUCUCUGUGAAGGCUUUUCAGUCUAACCUCAAGCUUCAGCAUGUGAACCUGGCUUCCAACUCCCUAGAACACAUCAGCUGGAGGGUGUUCCAUAAUCUUCCACUUCUAAACCUCAUUCUAAGGGACAACCCCCUGUCCUGCUCCUGUGAUAUCUAUUGGCUCCAGCAAUGGCAGAAUAUUGAGCGUGGUGACCUCAUUAGCCAAUCAUUAACUUGCCACUCUAAUGGACAUCCGAAGCCCUUAGAGGACAUGGUGAUAGAUAAUUGCAGUAUGCCUCAGGUCUCUAUUUCUCCUCCCCAGCUGACCAUUAAAGAGGGAGGGAACUUGACCUUUGUCUGUAAGGUGACAGGUGACCCCAUCCCUACAGUCAGGUGGAACACAGAAAAUCUGGAUUCCCAUUAUACACUCCAGGAGGCGAUCAGGGGCACCACACUGGAGCUGACCCUGUAUAUGGUGAAUGUCUCUGCCAAGGACAACCUCUACAACCUGACAUGCAAGGCCGAGAACAGGGCAGGCCCUGGGGAUGAUAUGGUGCUGCUGGACAUUCAAUUUCCUGUGAGGAUCAUAUACCUGAGAAAUGCUGAAGCACAACAUCACUGGUGCUUCCCUUUUGCUGUGGAUGGCAACCCAGCCCCCAACAUAACUUGGCUUUACAAAGGCAAACCACUAACCGAGUCAACGUUCAUCUACACCCAGUUGUUCCCAGACAGAGAAGAUGGUUCGGACCAGCAUGGCUGUCUCUUCCUCAAUAAGCCCACCCACCUCAACAAUGGCAACUACACUAUCAUAGUGCAGAAUGAGUUGGGCAGUGCCAAAGAGACAGCCAUAGGAAACUUCAUGGUCAACCCCUUCGAGCCCUCUGAUCCUGAGGGGCUUAUCCCUGUCCUGAUUGAUGAUCCAAUUCCCACCAACACAACCAAUAACCAUGUCACUGAGAACCUGGAGAGCAGGGUUUUCGGGGUGUCAGUGGCUGUCGGCCUGGCUGUGUUUGCCUGCACCUUCCUGCUGCUCAUGGUUCUGGUCAUCAACAAAUGCGGACAGCGCUCCAAAUUUGGCAUCCACCCAGAGGCAUCUGUCCUUGGCACUGAGGAUGACCUUGCAGUCUCCCUCCGCUUCAUGAACUUUGGGGCCAGCCCUCCCUCUUCAGACGAGGGCACCCUAGACUCCGGGCUGUCGAGCUUCGUCGAGAAUCCACAGUAUUUCUGUGGCAUUAUCAAGGACAAGGACAUGUGUGUUCAGCACAUUAAGCGUCAGGACAUUGUGCUCAAGUGGGAGCUGGGGGAGGGAGCAUUCGGCAAGGUCUACCUGGCAGAGUGUGCCAACCUCAGCCCUGACAGCGACAAAAUGCUGGUGGCUAUCAAGACUCUCAAGGAUGCCAAUGAGUCGACUCGGCAGGACUUCCAACGCGAGGCAGAACUGCUGACAGUCCUGCAGCACGAGCACAUUGUGCGCUUCUACGGGGUGUGUGCGGACGGAGAGCCCCUGGCCAUGGUCUUUGAGUACAUGAGGCACGGUGACCUCAACCGCUUCCUCAGAGCUCAUGGCCCUGAUGCCCGGAUUCUGGAUGAGGUCAAGAUGCCACUCUUGGGUCAGCUGACCUUGCCACAGAUGCUGCAGAUUGCUGCUCAAAUUGCCUCAGGGAUGGUCUACCUGGCCUCUUUGCACUUUGUGCACAGAGACCUAGCCACCCGAAACUGCCUGGUGGGAGAGGGUCUGGUGGUGAAGAUUGGAGACUUUGGGAUGUCCCGUGACAUAUACAGCACUGACUACUACAGGGUGGGAGGCCGGACUAUGCUUCCCAUUCGAUGGAUGCCACCAGAAAGCAUCAUGUAUAGGAAGUUCACCACAGAGAGCGACAUCUGGAGCUUUGGUGUAGUGCUCUGGGAAAUCUUCACCUACGGGAAACAGCCCUGGUACCAGCUCUCCAAUAGCGAGGCCAUAGAGUGCAUCACGCAGGGCCGGGAGCUGGAGAGACCGCGCACCUGCCCCAAAGAAGUGCACCUCCUCAUGCAGGGCUGCUGGCAGAGAGAGCCCCAGCAGAGGCUGGUCAUUAAGGACAUCCACAGCCGGCUGAUCGCCCUGGUCAAGAACCCACCCGUCUACCUGGACAUCCUGGAAUAGGAGUGGCUCGAGGGGACCGGGGUGGCAGGGCUGGUGAGGAGGUAGCCCUGGUCCUGAGCCCUGGUCCGACCCCCAAUGCACAAACACUACGGAACCCCCACGCUGCUCCAGCCUCACUGUGGCGAACCCCCUCCAUGUCCCAGACAUGGUGUGGGGCUUUGUGCUUGGGAGGUGUGAGGGGGCAGUUCCAUACUGUGAGAUGUAAUAGUUUGGUUUAUUUAGACUCUUAUGUUAUAAGUCCCAUCUGAAACUGCGGGAGGAAACAAGAAUGCUUGGGAAGGUGUAAAAGAGGCAUACUGCGACAGGAGUGAAAAACCGCCCCCUAAAUUCUCAGUGAUCUGGGGCCUGUUCCACAAAGCAGGAUUACUGCGUUAGCCAGAUAACUGUACUGUGUAAAUCUGGACCCUGCGCAAAUCUGGAGAUGGACCUCAGUAAAAAUUACUUUUACUUUGUGCAGCUAUCCAGCUAAUUCAGUAGUCCUACUUUGUGGAAUGGUGCCCUGUUCUAUACAAGCAUUCUCCUAGCAAUCUGUAUAAAACAGUGCAUUUUCAACUUCACUGCGUUCCUACAAAUGAGUUGGAAUUUCUACAGGGCCCAACAUGAUGAUACAUUUUUAUUUGAAAAUAAUUUUAUGAAAAUAGCCAAAGCAUUUGUGUACAUUUAAGUUGUACAUAUUGAUAUAACAUUCCCUGUUUUGUGCCAAGACUACUGAACUUGCUCCAACAUUUUUCAUUGAAACUGAUUUAUUAUUCAGUCUUUGACAAGCUGCAUUUAUGGAAUGUGUUUAAUUUGUAAUAUGAAUAUGAAAUUAUUGCAUGCAUAAGGGAAUUAUUUUAGUGCCACAGAGCAUCAUUGCUGAUGUGUGGUUUUGAUCAGGGACCACUCUGUCUUCUAUAUAUCAUUUUCUAUGAUUCGGCUGCUACCACACAAUCAAUUAUUUGUUUUGGUUAUAUUUCCAAAGCAACCCAAUAUUGUUGCUUUGAUACAGCAGCUUUUAAAUGCCCGAUCCUUUUGCUUUUAACUCUCCCACUGAAAACUGAUUCUUUUAAAAGCAAAUCAGAGGUCAGUCGUUUCAAGUGAAGUGCAUCGUUUCAGUAUCUACGGUGUGAUUAUUAAUGACAAUUACAAUAUUGAACGGAAGGGACCUGUACAUAAAGCCUACUCGUGUGUGAAUCAUAAAUAUUUCUUCAAGCAGAGUUCAUCAGUCAUUGUGUUUUUAAUGUAGGUAACUGUUGGAGGCAACAAUUGUAUAUAUUACCGCUUUGAUAUUGUUUACAACAGUGCUUUACAUUUAUUGAUACUUUCUGAGGUAUUUACUAACAAAACACAGUACUGUUCUAAUAUUACACACCUGUCAUGUUAGCAGUAAAGACUGCUUUGUGCCCAUAUGCUUUUUAAAUAAAUACAAUAUGUCUUCUUUGAA